Cloeon dipterum is the source of this 1292-nucleotide messenger RNA. RefSeq lists its product as uncharacterized. The transcript has 6 exons. NCBI's taxonomy places the organism in Eukaryota, Metazoa, Arthropoda, Insecta, Ephemeroptera, Baetidae. The coding region runs from base 145 to 891 and encodes 248 amino acids. The record is from RefSeq and is a predicted model, not a curated record.
UUGUGACAGGGAAGGAAAAUGGAAGGUUGGAAGUUUCUACAAAGUAUGAUUGCCUUCGUGAUAACAGUCCCUACUCUAUCUACGUUCAGGUCGCCGCGUGAGUGUCUCAGUUCCAUUUUUUAGUCUGCACUGGGAAGCGAGAAAAUGAAUUUGUCGCGUUGCUUCUCCCUCGCCUUUGCUGUCCUAGGGCCCAUUUGUCUGGUCGACUUAGCCAGCGGAGUAAAUGGACCAAUCGCGGAAAUAUCAGUUUCGACCUAUCCAUUUUUAAUUAUGGUGAAAACCACGGUUGAUUCACUUGAAGCUACAGUCCCAGGCGUUUUCAUUGCGAGACAUUAUGUGCUUUCAAUGGGCGAAAUUCUAGCAGACGUUCUCUUCGAGGAUAUAACACUUACCUUUGAUCAGUACGUCACAGAUGAUAUCGUUUCUCCUGUUGAUUCUUUCAAAGACCCAGAUGAUUUCAUCAUCAUUUUUAAGACGUGCAGGAGGCAUGUAAGGAAGGUGAUGCCCCUCACGCCCUCUCUGUACCCCACCUUUACGGCGAACUUGACCGGCACGGUGAUGUGGUUCGACACCAACGGAACGCUCUACGGGCACAGCACCACUGUCUUGGCGGACGUGAACUGUGACCAAGCGUACUUGGACAGCAACACGAGUCCGGGAGCGUACAACGCCAGCUACAAUAGCUGCUUGGAAAUCGACCCAUCGCCUUGCGACUACUAUAAGAGUGACACGGAAGUCCAUUUCCCGGUACUUGCCGUCAACGGCAUGGUGACGUCCCUACUCGACUGGAUUUCUUGUGACGGCACUGACUACAACGGCACCGUGGCAUUUAACAACAUCCAAUAUUGGCGAAACUUCAUUUUAGGAGCCGUCCCGAGCGCGAUCCCCUAAUCCAAGAGGGAAUAUAUUCCAACUUUGGUUUGUUUUGAGGAUAUGUUUGUGAAAUAAAACCCAAAACAAGAAUUUUUUUAAAUGAGAAAGCAGCUUUAUUAUUAUCUCAAGCAAGCGUUUUCGUUACUGUUCACAUAGUUACAGCGCGGCAUUUCACAUAUUUUCGUUGAAUUUCCGCCUACGGACCGCAGCUGGCAGACCGGUUUCGACGGCAGGGAGCUCAAAUAUCUGGAAGGGUUAGUCUUAAAAACGCUGUCUCGACCUCCAGGUCAGGUCCGUGGCGGAAAUUUUCAGAGCCUGAAUACAGUUCGGAUUGUGCGAAUCGCGAUUUGAUAAUGUGCAACCAUCAUGUGUUGAAUAAAAUCACUGAUCAUGAAAUUUGAUCAAGGUUCACCGUCAAA